This is a messenger RNA of Tachysurus vachellii, 1519 nucleotides long. RefSeq names its product cutC copper transporter homolog (E. coli) (gene cutc). The record is from RefSeq and is a predicted model, not a curated record. The coding region runs from base 250 to 1005 and encodes 251 amino acids. The transcript is spliced from 9 exons. Lineage: Eukaryota; Metazoa; Chordata; Actinopteri; Siluriformes; Bagridae. Gene Ontology annotation, molecular function: copper ion binding.
ACCUGUGAAAUUGCCUAGCAGAUUCGUCAUAACGUAAACAUGACGGAGUUGCUUCACUUUUUUUUCUGUGGUUAACGCACUUAAUUUCACUGUAAUACAGUGUAGGUGUUAUGUAUGCGUGCGUAGUUAAUGUUUAAUUGUUUUUAAUUAUUCGUUACUAUUACGAAAAGUCCUGUCGUAUGGAAUGGAUCUGGUGCGCAUGCGCAGUUCCCGUAGAGUCGUCUGGCUAUAAAUAGUGCACUCUAAAGGAUGGCAGAAGGCUUCCUGAUGGAGGUAUGUGUGGAUUCGGUUGAGUCGGCGAUAAACGCAGAAAGGGGAGGUGCUGGCCGUAUUGAGCUCUGCUCCAGUCUUAUUGAAGGUGGCAUCACCCCCAGUGUUGGUCUGCUGCAGGUGGUCAAGGAGAAUGUGCAGAUUCCAGUGUACGUGAUGAUCCGGCCCCGAGGAGGCGACUUUCUUUACUCUGAGCGGGAGGUCGAGGUGAUGAGGAGGGACAUAGAGCUGCUGAAGAGACACAGGGCUGACGGAUUUGUCCUGGGGGCGCUGACUGAGGAUGGCCGAGUCGAUGCCGAGCUCUGCAUGGAACUCCUUGCUACUUGUAGACCGCUGCCAGUUACAUUUCACCGAGCAUUCGAUAUGGUCCACGAUCCAGCCGUUGCCGUAGAAACCCUGGUCUCCCUCGGUUUCGAGAGGAUUCUGACGAGCGGUUGCGACAGCUCUGCUUUGGAGGGUUUACCUGUCAUCAAACGCCUCGUGGAACAGGCAAAAGGCAGAAUAAUUAUAAUGCCAGGUGGAGGCAUCACUGAGCGUAACCUGCAGAGGAUACUCGAAUUCUCCGGCGCCCAAGAGUUCCACUGCUCGGCACGCUCCACUAAAGACUCGGCUAUGAAAUUUAGGAACUCCAGCGUGAGUAUGGGAGCCUCCCUCACAGCACCGGAGUAUUCGCUCAAGGUGGCCGACGUGGGCAAAGUACGCACUCUCAAUGCCAUCGCCAAGAACACUCUUUAGGGCCACUCUGAAGGGACUGGGCUCUAUUUAGGGAGCAGGUUCUCCUCGGUAUGGAGUCUGUGUCUAUAGUAUUGUUUGGAUUUCUUAAAUAGAGCUGUUUUAUAUUUCAUUAAUUCAUCAGUGAGCUGAGUUUUUCGUCUCGGUAUGAAACAGCAGGCUUGAGUACUCGCAGUGGCAUUUGUUAUUCUUGCAUCACUGAGGCUCAUUGAUCAAAUUUGCUUGUUCAGUCACACUAAUCAGCAUGUGGCUGCUUGCUGCUGUUUAUUAGAAGCUGUUAUAAUCCAAAAUGAAACGAUUUUUUAAAUUCAAUGUAGCCAUCUCUGUAAAUGUCAUCUCCUUUGUUGACUUCUCACUUUAUUUCAUCUCACUGGUUCCUUUCCCAGAUUAAAGAACUCAAUUAGUGGGACAAUUAUGCAAUAUGUUUUGUGCUUGAGAAGAAUUAACUACAGAUUUCUCACACAGAGAAGAUACCAGAAUUUAAUUUGGUGAAUAAAUAAUUGUUUUCUACAGCCAA